CAGAGGGAGAAGUAAACCUCCAGGGCCUACAUAUAACGACACUAUAACGUUUUCAUUUUGAAGAAGUGGACAGAAGCAAUUUUACAGCAGCACAUUUCCAAUACAGCUUUCACUGCAGCAUUCAUAGACCGCAGAACUUCAACGGUUCAUACAUUACUUAACUCGCAGUUAAGAUGUUGACAUGUUCAUGUUGACAUGUUCAUGUUGACCAUCUUUCCCCAGGCCCCAUCUCUUCUGCACUGCAACACGUGCUCCUCCAUAAUUUAUAUGCGCUAUCUCUCGUAGUUCAGUUGUUAUGGUAACCAACAGUUUGCUAGUUGUUGUUAGCAGCUAUUUAACUUUAGCUAACUUAGUGUAGCCGACUGCUACUGCUUUCACAUAAGAGUGGUCUAUCUUGAUGAUUAUAGAUACAUUAGUUUAUGUCAAUAUGGACACGGAUCCUUCAACGCGUUGGAAUGCUCUUUUUGACAGCUUCAAACCCCAUAUUCCGUCCAUUGAUUCGGAUUCUUCAUCAUCUGAAAAUGAAGAAGACAUAUCCAUCUUUCGGCGACCAGUAGCCCUUCUUCCUAAACACACAGAGGGCCUAGAGUGUCUGUCAUUGGAGGACUCUGAAAUAGAGGAGCUUCUAAAAUCUAUGGCACUGCCACAACUGUGUUUGACAGAGGAGACCCUUUGCCCUCAUAGAGAGCCUACAACUGAACCCCAUGGAGUUUAUCAAGCCACUGAUUUAGCUCAGCAGGGCACACUCCAGGAGCUCAGUCCCAUGGGUAAUAAGGUAAAUGAGAUAUGCAGCCAUGACUCUAUUAGAAAUGCAGCUCGGGCAGGAGGCCAUCCAUGCAGCAACGUUCCUGUGGAGAUGAAAGGGGACACCUCAGAGCACCACAGCCAUGGCACACUAAACAGACAAAAAACGACUGAGUCCACAUCGCCACACCCUUCACAUAACACAGCUUGUGAAGAAAACACAGUGGAGUCUUUGAGAAAGACACAGAGAACUGAACCAAAUGGCUCUAUGAAAAAGCCACUACAAAAUAGUCAAACUGUUUUGUCUUUUGAGCCACUGGAGCACUGGGAUCUGGACCUGAUUCUUCUGACUCUUCAAACAGAUAGACUCUAUUUAGGAGUCAGUGUGUCUGACGAACAUAUGGAAAUACAACCAGAUGGAGACAAUGUAAGGUCACAGGAUACUAUAUUGGAGAGGCUGGCUGCUUUCUGUAGGACACAGUCAUGUGGAGAUGCUGAAGAGAAAAGGGAAACUGCACCAGAUAAAACUUCUGGUGUGCCUCAGAAAGCACCUGUCCAACAUCCUACCAAUUUCAGACAAAAUGGUGGAUGGAGAAAGUCUUUCAAAAGGAUGGCAUUUGAGUUGCAGCCAAGCCGCCAGGAAGCGCCCACCGUUUAUAUUGAUUUACGUAACCCUGAGCCUCCCACGAUCACAACCAGACCAUGUAACAUCACUUCAUCACAAUCCAUGAAACUGACCAACCCCAACCUACACGACGAAAACCAAUCUGAUGAGAAAACAGACAGUAAUAUACGGUCUGGUUUACUGAAUGGAAAAGAGGAAGUAACUGGAAAGAGCCUGUUACUCAGAAUGUUACGCGAGGCGAACAGAAACAAGAGAGAGCCGGACAGGAAAGAUCCAGUUCCAGCAGAUUCUACAUGCAGAACCCCCAGAAGAGUGGCCUUGAAGGACAAGCUGCCUGAGGCUAACAAUGAGAUAACAUCUCUGCUUCCAGAGGUGGACAACCAAACCACAUCUCCCACAAUGAAGCUUGACCAAAACAGGCCGCCAGUUGAGAGAACACCUGCUAUUCAGCAGAGUGCUACUACCGGGCAGCCAAAGAAACAAAGUGACCGAGAGCAGAGAGAGCAACAGAAACAGAGAGCACAGCGCCAGCAACAGCUCCAGAAACAGCUGGAAAGCUUUAGACCAACAAGGUCUGCCGGAGACAGGGAGCCUGCCGCUGAGAAGACUGAUGUUCUUUAUGACACUGAGGCUUCUCACCUACAAUCAGUUAAUACUCUGCCUGCUGAUAUGGAGGAUAAGGAGUGCUUGCUGCUGACUGUAUGUCUCUCCAGUCCAGGCCUGGUAGCCAGCAGCAGUCAUCAUUGGAAAGCACCAACAGUGGAGUCAGCCACAACCAAAUCCCAUAUAUACAAUGCUCUGGUUGCUUGGUUUCUGUCUUUGGUUGGAGCACCAGGCCCUCGAGGUGGUGAUGACAGGGCUGCUGUACCUUUCUGGGUGGCUGGCCUACAGCAGCUGUGGACAGAGGAUGGACUGGCUCUACACAUCUGUGCUGUGUCCUACGGAGAGAGCCUACAACUUGUCCGAAAACGCCGGAAACGGGGUGUGGUUAAGGGUCAUAGUGUGUUCCAGCAGCGUGUCUGCAGGUUCCUCUCUCAGACCUCCCUCAGAGCCAUCACCCAUUGGCUGCCGCAGCUCAGGAGCCUAUUGGACCAACAGGCCUAUCCCCCAACCGUCCACAUACCUGCCUCCUGCCUGGACAGCUUUAUCUCUGUCAGCUCAGACAAAAUGGCUGUGAAGAGGACCUUUGGUCUGAACCCAGGCUUCUACUGGCAGACUGUUGAGACUCAGGAACUCAGCUGUCAGAGGCCUGAGACCAUGUGCACUCAGCAGCUACACACAGAGAUAGCUGUUGCUCUGGGAUACACGUCUUUGUUCCUGCAUCCCCUGGUGGUUCACCACACCCUCCAGCUUCUCCACAACUCAGGCCUGGAUGUGUGUGGCCUCCGCCUCCUUUACCCUCCUCCUGACCUUGUGACCAACAGCACCGGCAUGGUAUCCUACGGGCAGGGAGAUGAUGGGGCCGAUCAGCCCGUCCUUGCCCUGGCUGUCCGAGGGCCUCACGCCCGCACCGUGUGGCAGGAUGUAACAGGCCCUUCAGACCCCCUGCUGGCUAGGAAGACAGACCCGGCAUCCAUCAACGCCCUGCACUACAGCAGCAAGAACUUGCCCCUCCUCUACUCCCCUCGCCUGGCCAGCAGUGUGCACAGGGAACUGGUCACGUGGUUCGCAGGGAGAGUUCCAGGAAAUAAUUCCCAGAACCCUGACCAGGCUCCAACUGACAGCUCUGCCCCUGGUGAUGGAGAGGGAAGCAGCCCCUUGUAUUUAACCAGGUCCUCUACCACCCUGUGUGCUACUGUUAAAGUGGACGUGUUCUUGAUAGUGUCUCCAGCGGUGGCACCAUGCUGCUACAGCCAGGUUCUGUCUGUGUGUGAGGGCAGAGGGUUCAGUCUGAGAGGGGUCCAGAGGCUGCAGCUCCCCACCAAACGAACCCAGGCACUGGGACUCACCAGUCAGCAGGUGUCAGUGUUCUGCAGUCCGCCCACUGUUACUGUGGAUGAGAAGAGAGUUGAGCUGUCGUCCCACUGCCUGGUCUUACUUCUGAGGAGAGAGAGUGGCCUGCGUCACUGUGCCAGCCUGCCUGCAGCCCUUGUGAAAGAGUUGGAGAAGCAGAGGUUGUUGGGAUGUAUCCACAUCAGACUGUCAGAUGAAGGAAAGCUGGACCCGAGCAGCUGCUUUCACAUGUUGCCCUACAGAGAGAGCCUGCUCCAUAGCUUUGGUGGGCGAAUGUGGGCCGUACCCAACCCCUGCAAUGUGGUGCUGUCCCAUCACAGGUGUCCAUCCAACCCAGAGCUGGAGCAGGUGGUGGUGCUUACUCUGGCUGGAAGGGACAUCAGUCAGGGCCUGAGCCUGCUACACAAGCUCUGGACAAGGGACACAACAGGCGAUGUCGGGGAGGAUGGAUUCGAGCUGCUGGCCCUGAAGUGGCUGCCCACAUUGUCCCGGCAGCAGGCGCGGGAGGUGAGCCCCUAUGAGGUAGGAGACCGGCUGUGGCAGAGCAGCCUGGUGGGCCUGGCCUCCUCCCCUGCCCUGGUGUGUGCCCUGAGGAGGGUGGACGCCUUCGCCACCCUACGGCGGCUCCUGCCACGGGACUACCCCGGGAACCUGAACAUACUGUUGUCUCCCACUCCUGAACUGGCCUUCAGACAAGCAUCCCUCUUCUUCUCCCUGGGAGACAUGAUCCCUGAUCACAGUGUGCGCCCAUUACUGAAGUUCCUACCCCCACCACGCAUUAAUGGAGCUGGUUCCCAGUGUGAGUCAUUGUUAAACUGCAUGGUGCAGGGCCCCCAGCCACUUGUCACACUGUGUCUGUUCAAGCCUGGAGUGUGGAGCCAUGCUCUGGGGAAAAUCCUCAGCAAAGUCCAGCGGAGUGGCUUCACUGUGGUGGGCCUGCAUGUGCUGGUUCUGGACAAUAGCACAGCUGUGUCACUGGUGUCUACUGCAGAGCAUCAGGACCCCUCUGCUGUAGAAGCCCAUGUCCAGUACUUGAGCUCUGGGCCUUCCCUGGCUCUGUGCCUGCAGAGGGAGAACGCUGUGAAGAGGCUACUGGACGUGCUGGGACCUGAGGACCCUGCCCAGGCCCGCGCUCAGGACCAAUUCCUCUGGAGGGCCUAUUACAGCUCGGACCAGCUACACAGCGGCAUCUAUGGAUCGAGAAGCUAUCAGAGAGCUGUUCAGGAUGUGAAGAGGCUGUUCCCUCAGGGCCUAUGCUGCACAGAGACCAACACCAUGAGACAGGAGCAGAUACCCAGUGUACACUCAGACCAUUUGGCUUGUCUGGCCCGUGAACAGAGCCACACUCUUGCUGCUGCGAACAAGCCAUCUUUAUCACACCUUAUGGCUUCUGGACUGAAUGGAGCAGGGCUCUUGGUCCGCAGUGCUCUCUGCCAAACCACCUGCCUGCUGCUGCCCACCAGUGUACUGGGCCCAGCCCCCAUCCACCUGGACCUGCUUGAGCAACUGCUGAGGACAGGCUGCCACCUGGUGGCCGGGAGGAUGACUGUCCUGGACGAGACCCAGAGAUGUCACAUAGCUGAGACACUGAUGCUACCCUCUGAGAGGGAUGGGAAGAUUUGUGCUCUACUCGAGGGCCCUUGUCUUAUCGUUGUUCUACAGAAAGAUAACGCUGUGACCUGCUUUGACUCCAUGCUUGAAAGUAUUUACAGAGAGAGGUCUAACCUUGCCAAAGUGGGGAAAAUUCUGAUUUAUCCCAGCACUGAAAAAAAAGCAUUGCAGCUGCUGUGCUAUCUAUUUGAUGUCCUGUCUCCUGAUAGUCAUCAUGCCAUUGUACCACAGCAAUCUGAGUGAACCUUAAUGCUAUAGAGCAUUACCAAGAGGGCCAACCUAUUUUCUGGAAUUCUGUACCAAUCUUUGAUUAUAAUCGAUUUGAUACAUUCCAAUACUGUAUAAAGAAAAUAUUUAAUUGGUUGUGGUAAGAAACCUUUUUAUGUAACCCCCUCCCAAAAAGUAAAAACAAUGGUAUUUUCAUGUGAAGAAAAUAAAUACUUAAAAUGCUG
Molecule: messenger RNA, 5385 nt
Organism: Salvelinus fontinalis (brook trout)
Lineage: Eukaryota; Metazoa; Chordata; Actinopteri; Salmoniformes; Salmonidae
Product: dynein axonemal assembly factor 8
Exons: 30
Coding region: 398-5176 (1592 amino acids)
Molecular function (GO): dynein complex binding
Source: RefSeq, a predicted model, not a curated record